This is a messenger RNA of Eucalyptus grandis, 1206 nucleotides long. RefSeq lists its product as hypothetical. The record is from RefSeq and is a predicted model, not a curated record. The transcript has a single exon. NCBI's taxonomy places the organism in Eukaryota, Viridiplantae, Streptophyta, Magnoliopsida, Myrtales, Myrtaceae. Bases 1 to 1206 code for a protein of 401 amino acids. Gene Ontology annotation, molecular function: protein binding.
AUGGAAGAACAUCUGAGUUAUAACAGCUCCAAUCCAUUAGGGUUUUGCCUCCUCCCAUCUGAGCUCAUACAAAGCAUCCUCCUGAACUUAGCUUUGCCAGAGAUCGUCGGUCUGAAGCUGGUGAACAAGACCCUCGCCACCGUAAUCUCUGACCAGACUUUCGUCCGCGAAUGCAAUACGAGAUCGAGCUCGGCUGCAUGGCUCUUCGUCUUCAAGAAGAGGUGGUCCAAGGAUGCGAUGCUCAUGGGCUUCACGGACCGGUCGGCGUCGAACCGCUGGUUCAAGAUUUCGAUCGCCAAGAUCUUGGAGCCCGUGGUUCCGCCGGGUGAGGUCUUUUAUUUCUUGACGGCUUCCGGGAACAUUUUCUUGUUUGCCUGCAAUAGAGACAAGGAAGUGAUGGCGGUCGAUUUGAUGGCCAAGACGGUCAAGAAAGUCCCGCCAAGCCCGUUGGGUCCACGGGGCACUUCUUCCUGGAGGAGGUCCGGGAUGAAGCUGGUUCCAGGCGGGCCUCCCGGGUCGGGUCGCUUCCGCUUCCUGUUCGCAGAGCUGGUGGAGGAUCGGCCUACCCUGUUUGUGUACGACUCGGAGACUGACGAUUGGAAGAGGAUGGAAGCGGAAGAGACCGAGGGCCGGUCGCGAAGUCGCGGUGAAGGACUCGACGGACGCAUCUUUCUUCAUCUGGUCAAUGGACCCGGGUCGAACGUGAUCAUAUCAUGUGGAUCCGAAAGCCUAAGCCCUUUAGUUCUGCGGCCAGGAUUCAGCGGAGGAGGCAAUCAAGGGCGGGAGCCGAACGGUAUACUUGGUUGGGAUUACUCGGCCAAUCUCAUACAUGUGUACGGCGAUGGCCACAUGAUGAUAGUGAAAUCGAGUGAUGGCGACGACGCACGUAAAAGGACGAGAUUUUUGGAGAGAAUUGAGAUAUGGGGCUCCAGCGAAGAUGGUAGAAACUGGGAAUUUGUAUCGGAAAUCCCAAGAAAUUUGGUCGGACAAAUUGAGAAGCCCUACGGGGUUUUGAUGGGCUGUUUGGAAGAAAGAGGAGGGAUCAUUAGGGCAUGCUUGGUGAGUAAUUGUGAAGGUGCGUGGGACAUGAUAUGGCUAUCUUAUGACACUGCAAGGGGUCACUGGGCUUAUGUCCCAAUUCCUGAUUCCAAAAUGACGGGCUCGAACUUGGCAGGAAUUUCCUUUUCAACGGGCCUAAAUCUAUAA